AUGGAUAGUGAUCUGAAAGAAUAUCUGUCUAAGAGAGGUGAGGAAGGUCAGCUGUACCUGGCGGCAGCUGGGACACUGAAAGGUAUUACGUCCAGUCAGUCGGUAGAAUGCAUGAACGCGGCAGCGAUUCCGACAAGGAAGGCUGGAGUAAUGGAGUUUUUGUUCUUGAAAGCGGAAGGUAUGGAGAGCAGGAGGUUAAAGAUAAUAGAAACAUUGACGCAAUGUCCAACUUUCACACCUCCAAAACUCCAUGAAAAAAUAGAGAAAGAAGGUAAAAAAACCGCAAACAUGAGAGUUAAAAAGGAAGCAGGUGGUACAUUUAUCGUCUCUGAUGGUGACAAACGACUCCGCGUGAACCUUGGCACAUUGACCUGCGAAGGAGGCUGUCAAAGGGUUAUGGCUGGGCCAUGCGCGCACUUGAUUGCGUGCGCUAGGCAUGCCUCGUGUAACAUAGAAACAGUCUUGCCAAGUCAUAUGACAACCAGAGGAUUAUUAGCAAUCUAUCAGUCUCUGCCACCUAUAAGUAUACCAUCAACUGCUGAAAUUCAGGAUAAUAACCUAUCACAUUUGGCGGAUGCAAUGCCGCAGGGGCGUAUCGAAGCUGAAGAAGACGAAGACGAGGAAGAAGAUGAUGCUGCUUUUGCUGGUGCUGCGCUAAGCGGUGAUGAUGAUGAUGGUGCUGCGCUAGCUCUUGAUGAUGAUGGUGCUGCGCUAGCUCAUGAAGAAGAUGAUGAUGACGAUGACGAUGGUGCUUCUCCCUCUUCUUCUUCUUCUUCUUCUUCUUCUUCUGAUGAGCCUUCAAAGAAGCCAGCGGCAAAGAAGCGUAAGGUAAAUAAAGCUCGCGCUUCUCCUUUUCCUUUUUCUUCUUCUGAUGAUGAUGCGCUAGCUGAUGAUGAUGAUGCUGCGCAAACUGAUGCGCAAUCUGCUUUCUCAAAGAAGAUGGACAGGUGCAACAAACUGAUACAGUUCGCAAAGGCCAAUGCGCUAUUGGGUGCUGGUGAUAUUAAAGUAGUAUACAAACAAGCAGCAAAAGACCUGAAAAUGAAAUUAGAUUCAGAUGACAAAAGACUGUUAAAAGAAACUGUAACUGAAACACUUGAGGGUGAGGGCGCUUCUUCUUCUUCUUCUUCUUCUUCUUCUUCUUCUUCUUCUGAUGAUGAUGAUGAGUCCGCAAAGAAGCCAGUUGCAAAGAAGCCCACGGCAAAGAAGCCAGCGGCAAAGAAGCCAGCGGCAAAGAAGCCCGCAGUGAAGCAACCACAGAAGGGCGAUGCGACCCGUAUCACGCUCAAGCAGAAGAACCCGAAGCAGCUCGGGUGCAAGUCGCACCAGCGCUACGAGAAGUACAAGGCCGCGACGACCAAGGGCGAGUUCCGCAAGCUCGGUGGCUCGUCCGCCGACUACACCCAUGACCUCAAGCACAAGUUCAUCACGGAGCUUUAG
Aureococcus anophagefferens is the source of this 1440-nucleotide messenger RNA. RefSeq lists its product as hypothetical. The transcript has 2 exons. The coding region runs from base 1 to 1440 and encodes 479 amino acids. NCBI's taxonomy places the organism in Eukaryota, Pelagophyceae, Pelagomonadales, Pelagomonadaceae. The record is from RefSeq and is a predicted model, not a curated record.